Molecule: messenger RNA, 729 nt
Organism: Paramuricea clavata
Lineage: Eukaryota; Metazoa; Cnidaria; Anthozoa; Malacalcyonacea; Plexauridae
Source: the annotation of a GenBank genome assembly
AUGGCUACUUCGAAUUCACUCCCACCGCCAAGACCGUUGUCGUUUGAAGGAAAUCUAGCAGAAAAUUGGCGUUGGGGGAUACAGCAAUUCAGAUUAUAUCUAAGUGCAACUAGAAACGACAAGAAAGAUGAAAAAGUUCAGUGUUCAAUUCUAUUAACCGUUGCUGGGGAGGAUGCUGUUGAAGUUUUAAACACAUUCACAUUCACAGAGACUGAAGAAGACAAGAUUGAACUUCUUAUUGCAAAAUUUCGUGGUUAUUGUACACCUAAAAAGAAUAUAACUUUUGAAAGGCAUGUAUUCAACACUCGUUGUCAAGAGUCUGAUGAAUCUAUCGAUACCGCGUUAUAUACAACGAUAUACAACGAUAUACAACGUUACCGCGUUGAAAAAACUUGCAAAUUGUGCGAAUUUGGUGACUUACAAGACUCCCAAGUAAGAGACGGGAUAGUGUGUGGAAUUAAAAGUGCUGAAGGCAAGACUGCUGCGCGGUCCAGCGCAGGGUAUGUCGAUCCCGGUUACGAGGAUCACGAAUUGUGCAACUGCCCUGCAAACGGACAGACGUGUCAUGAAUGCCAAGGAAGAAAUCAUUUCGCCAGGGUAUGUCGUUCUUCUGGAAAGCCUGCGCAUGUUGUUGAAGAAAGUUCAGAUUCAGAGAAAGAAAUGUAUAUCGUAACUGUAACCAAGAAGAAGAAUUCGAAGAAUGGAUGGAAUCAGGAAUGUCGUCGUUAA